AACUCCGAGUCUUGAAAGUCGGAGUUUGCGGGGGGUCACUUGAACGCCUCACGAGACGCUGCGUGCACGCUGCGCUGACGAGCCGUCGCUUCUCGUGGAAACAGCUGGUGGUUUCUGUCACCUCUGAAAGCAGCUCGGAACCCAAAAAAAAGUUCAAAUCACACCCGAAACCGAGUGCGUGAGUCGUGAGCGGAGCAGCACCAGACGCGUGGACAUGUCACGCGUUGAACGCCACUUUAAUCCCGCAUCUGAUCACGCAACGCCGCAGCGGAGGGAGUGACGCCGGCUGCUGACGCCUGCUAGUCGUCCACGUUUACCUCCCCUGUGUCUCUGUGUGUGUGUUCUCCUAUAGCAACAACAGGCCGGGACGCAGGUGUUCUGUGUGUCUUUGGUUCCAUCCCAUCAUGACUCAUGUUCACUACAAGUUCUCCUCCAAACUCAGCUACGACACGGUGGUGUUCGACGGCCCGCACGUCACGCUGCGGGACCUGAAGAGGCAGAUCAUGGGCAGGGAGAAGCUGCGAGCCGGGGACUGCGACCUCCAGAUCACCAACGCACAGAGCAAAGAAGAGUACACAGAUGAUGAGUGUUCGAUCCCCAAAGGCUCCUCCGUCAUCGUCAGGAGGAUCCCGGUCAUCGGAGCAAAGUCCGGCUCAAGCAGCAAGACCCGCCACACUGAGCGAUCAGAUGUCCAGACCCACCAAGCCUUUGGAGCCUACAAAGCAAUGGAUGACCAGAGUUCUUCCAGAGCUUUACCGCUUUUCUCAAAGAUGGCUAACCUGGCUGAUGUGGAGGGGUCAGAGGAGGAUAAGAUCAAAGUUAUGAUAAAUCAGUCCUCCUACGACGCCUUGAACUACAACAAGAAGUUUGGUACCGUACUUCCUGCAAACUACACCUGUUAUCGCUGUGGAAAUACUGGACACCACAUCAGGAACUGUCCCGUCAGCGGGGAUAAAAACUUCGAAGCCCCUCUGAGGAUUAAGAAAAGCACAGGUAUCCCUCGUUCCUUCAUGGUAGAGGUGGAUGAUCCAAGCAUAAAGGGAGCCAUGCUGACCAACUGUGGACGUUACGCCAUUCCUUCCAUAGACAUCGCGGCGUACGCCAUUGGGAAGAAGGAGAGGCCUCCGUUCGUUCCACAGGAACAGGCCGAGUCUGAAGAGGAGCAGGAUCCUGUACCCGAGGAACUCCUCUGUCUGAUCUGUCACGACCUGCUGAGUGACGCUGUGGUCAUACCCUGCUGUGGAAACAGCUACUGUGACGACUGUAUUCGUUCAGCUUUACUGGAUUCAGAGGAACACGUCUGCCCCACUUGUAGCCAAUCAGAUGUCUCACCUGAUAACCUGAUAGCCAAUAAAUUUCUCCGACAGGCUGUGGACAACUUUAAGAAAGAGCGAGGCGUCACUAAAAGCCUGAGCCGAGGGUGUGGUACCUCCCAAUCCCAAAAUCCAACUCGGACACCGAGCCCUGUCCCAACCCCGCCCCCUCUCAGCGUUCAGAGCCAACCUCCUCCGAAGCCUCACAUGCCAACCCACCGCCAGCAGGACCCUCUCCUGUACCUCUCACAGGCUGCAGACACACCGCCACUGACUCAGGUGUGUGAGGCUCCGCCCACAGAAACAGGCCCCGCCUCUUCUCCCCCCACACCGAGCACUUCCCUCGAGCCUGAGCAAAGCCACCUGGAGAAACCUGACAAAGAGGCUGAAGAAAAGACAAACGAUGACUCAGCGGCUGCUGCCUCCCCGCCUGUACCGGUCUCACCCAAAGACCCCACUGAUGCCCCAUCACAGCUGAUACCACUGGUGAAGCUGACUCCACCUACAGAGCAGCCCCAGUCAGUCAGUGUGAAUCCACAGCAGCCCUCCUCAGGUCCUGCUCCAAAACCCUCGGGUCCAUCAACUUGCUGGGAAAGCUCCUCCUCCUCCUCCUCACUUUGUCCCACUGGAGGCUGGAAUGAACCGAACACCCAGCAGCCUCCUCCCUCCGUCUCUUCAUAUCCAUCAACUCCUCCACCUCCUCUCUUUCCUUCCCCUCAUUUCCACACAUUCCUCGCCGCCCAGCAGGCUCUCGGUAUUUACCCACCUGGAUACCCACCUCCUACGCCUGUCUGGACACUCCCAAACCUCCAGGCGGCUCCCAUCCCUUCCCUGUGCCCCUCUACCUCCAUCCCUGCCCUCAUCCCCAAGGAGUGGUACCAGCAUCAGAGAAAGAAGAAGGAAAGGUCACCUCACAGAGGAUCCUCACACAGGCGCUCCUCCUCUCGUUCUGAUUCAAAGCCUUCUAAGUUCAAGUCUUCUCGCUCCUACUCUCGCUCUUCAAGCAGGUCCAGAUCCCGUUCCCGGUCCAGGUCCCACGGCCGAUCCAGGCCCAACUCACCUUACUCUCGCCACAAAGACCUCCACAGCCGCUCUUGUUCCACCCACUCCUACAGCUACGGCUACAAACGCUCCCCCACACCGUCAUCGUCAUCUUCACCUCAAGUGGGUUACCGUUCCAAGCCCAAGUCACCUUCAGAUCACCGCAAAAGCAGCCAUCACAGCCGCCACCACAGCAAGAAAUCCGCUUCGAGCAGCUACUCCUCCAGGAGGCGAGGAGAACCAUACCAAAGAGAAGCCGGAGCCUCGGGGGAAAGUGGCAGCCAGGAGCUGGACAGAGAGCGCUACCUGCAGUGGAACAGGCAGUACAAAGAGUGGUGUGAUAAAUAUUUCAGCAGCUACGUCGGCCACUUCCACCAGCUGCCUCUCCCCCUCCUCAAUCUCCCUCCUCCUCCUCAGUGGGGGGACGGAGAAGGAAGCGUGAAUCCCUCCCGCGCUCACUCGGACUCUCGCGGUCGACUCCAAGGUCGACACACGGCUCGUAAAGAUGGCCGAUCCCCUCCGUCGCAGUCCUCCAGUGACAGCCGCUCGCCUCCAUCUCAGUCUUCAAGGGGCAGCCGCUCCACGGUGUCUCAGUCAUCCAGUGACAGUCGCUCUUCUCCAUCUCAUUCGUCCAACAGCAGCCGGUCCCCUCCGUCUCAGUCGUCCAGCGACGGACGCUCCACGCCGACCAAAGACGGAGCUCAGCCGAGGGCUUAUCACCAGAAGUGCACUGAGAGGUACGGCCGCCAGCCAGUCACACUUACAAAGGGCAGCAAGGAAGUGGAGCUGCAAGAAAGUCGUGAAGACGACAAGAAGGUAAUCCCGAAGAAUGUGGAGAACCUCAGCACCUUAAAACAUGAGCAAAAGAAGAAACAUGGGGAAGGAAGAGGAGAGGAGUCAUCAUCCCCCGAUGCUGCAGACUCCACGGAUGACUGCAGGAAGGACAAGAGGAGACACAGCGCUGGACCAAAUACCUGCAAGGAUGGCACCCCAGCACAGGACGAAGCAACUGCCAGCGAUGCCUUAGAAUCAGUCCAACCACCCGCCAAACCAGAUAAACGUUUGGAUAAAGACUACGAAAGAAAAAGCAGAGAACAAAGGAAUUUGGAAUCUGAGAAAGGACGGAGAAGAGGCAAACAUUCAGACUCCAGGCAGGAUGUUGGGAGACGGCACAAAGAAAAGCCCAGUAAAGAGCCAGACAUGGUGCAUACAGACAGAUACCCCGGAGGCAGCACAGCUUCUGACUCAAGAUCAGAGAGGAACAAAAAAAGAAAAGGAGAGGACAUCGAGAGGAGUUCUCUUAAGGUUGAAGACAGCAAAUGCCUGAAAACUAACACUGCAGAGGAACCCAAAACCCGCAAGAGUGAAUCCCCGAAUCCAUUUGACAGAAAGAAGCCAAAUAUUGAGAAGAAAAAAGAGAUGAAAACAUGGCCUCUGACAGAGAGACACAUCUGGGAGGGAGGGAUAAAGGUGAAACCACAGAAGAAGAUAAGCAUCAACAUAAACCUGGAUGGAAAAAAGAGCGAAGAGAAAAUGGAAAAAUUUGAAUUUUAUUAUUUAGAGAAAACUGGUAAUGGAGAGAAGGAGAAAUUAAACAAAGAGCCAGACAUGGAAGCAAAUGAAAAGAAGGAAUCCAGCAGAGACAUGGAAGGUGUGUCUGAAGAAAAAAUAAAACCAGAUGAAGGAGAAGCAAAACAGAAAUGGGAGAAAGCUACCUUCAGAGAUGAUGGGGGAGAGAUGUUGGAGAAAAACAACACCGGAGGGAAGAAAGAGGAGAGAGAAAAGGAGGACUUUGACUUAUGUAAUAGUGCACUCAAAGAAGAGGAGGAGGAGACGAAGGAGAGUAAAAAUCAGUGGGAUGAGAGAGACUGGAUGGAGGCCAGCAAAGGAGAAGAGCUGAUGAAUGAGAGGAGGAGCGUCACAGGAGGAAAUGAGGAACAAGCGAUGGGAGAAAGCACAUGCAAGGAAAACAGAGUAAACCUACCGGGGGAGUCAAAGGAGGACCCGAUGGAGGGAGUGAAGUGGAGAAUGUGGGAGGAAGAAGAAGAAGAAGAAGACGCGGUGAGGUCCAAGUCCCAGAGCAGCAGAAACGAGAACCACCAGGACGGACCAAACACCUCAGUUGACGGCGGCAGCAGCUACGAGGACCGUCAGGAGAAGAAGACGGUGGUGAAACCUCUGGAGGAACACACCGAGGACCAAGAUGAGGAGCCCGUUCUCAUGAAGGUCCCUCGCUCCAAAUGGGAGAAGGAAGAGUCUGAGGAAGAAGAGCGGGAUGAAGAAGUGAGCAAAGCUCAAACAGAUUCUCUUGCAUCGUUUCUACCUUCACCAAAAGUGUCUGUGACACCAGAGACAACAACCAUCAGGGAAACAGAGACUGAAGAAAAGAGAGAGAGGUCAGUGGAAAGGGAGAGAGGAAGGGAGAGAGAGAAAACCCCAAGAAGUGUGGCUCCCUCUAGUGGCAAAGACCGAAAUGACAUCACUGUGUAUUCAGAUAGAGACAGAGAGAGAGGGAGGGAGAGCGAGAGGCCGAGGGAUAGGCAGAGAGAGAGCAAAAGAUCAAAAGAGAGAGGAAGGGAGGAGGAGAGAGGGAGAGACAGGAAGAGAGAGAGAGGGCACAGCAGCACUGCUUCAGCCCAAAAGAGGAAUCCCCCGUCUUCCUCCUCUCACUCCUACUCUCAUUCAAAGUCACGCGACACAGCGAGGAGAGACAGGCAGCGAGGAGGCGAUAACAAGAGUCCACCGUGUCCCGACAGGAAAUACUCCGCCGGAAGGAGCAGGGAGAGCGGAGCGAUGAGCAGAGCUACCGAACUGCCUGAUCAAAACACCCACAAAUCAUGUAGAGACCCCUCACUGGACUCUAGGUCUAAAGACAAAGACCAUCCCCACUACCACCACAACCACCCAGAUCCACCAGGGAACAAAAGACACCAAGACAGACCAGCAGGGUCCCACCACUCCCCACCUCCCCUCUCUCACAGCCGGGGUAAGGAGAGAGACCAGCUCCCCUCCGGGUCCGAGCCCAGAACGAUCAGCCCUGCUCCAGAAUUCAUGCAGCAAAGAAAUAGAAACGACAGGAAGGAGGAAUGGAGGCCGAGGCAGGUUAAAAAAGAAGGCAAAGGGGAGAAAGAAAGCAAAGAGAUGGGGGCUGUGAGAGGUAGUAGAUGGGAGGGUGAGGCAUCGGACGGACGGACAAAGUGGGGGACAACAAGAGAGCUGGAGGACGGAGAGAGGUUCAGCAGCUGCAGCAACAGCGUCAGCUCAUCGGCAAGCCAGGAGAACGGCCGGGACGACGGGAGAGAAGAGAGGAAGAGGAAACAACAGAAGCACAACAAGGAGAAGAGACACGACGACCCGGAGCCGCUGGAGGAGGGAGAGCUGAAGAAACACCAGAAGAUGAUGGCGUCAAAGAAAAGCAGUGACGGAAAGGAGGAGAAGAGAAGUGGAGAGGUGGAGGAGGAGGACCACGCUCAACUCUGCUCUGUUACGUUAUCCUGACUCGCGUAGAAAUUAACUAUGUAUUUACUUGAAUGAUGUUUUUCCUUUCUCUGUCCAAAAAGUGCCUGGAUUCAUUUUUUUCAACUUCAUUUUAUUUUCCCAGGAUACUUUUUGUAUCUCCUUAAGAUAUCUAAUAUCAAAUAUGCAUCAUCCAAAAUGAAAGUGAACAGAUUGUAAAGGAAAAGCACUUUAUACUUAAUAUAUGAAAAGAAACCUUGGAAUUCUUAAAUUAUUAUUUAAAGUUUAAGGAAUUUGCACAUGCUCUCAACUUGCUCAGGACUGCCACCGGUUAAUAAACUGAACCUGCAAUGUUACAGCUCGCAAUGUUACAUUUCGACAAGAGGUCAUUCAGCAAUUUUGAUUUGCCUCACACAGAAGCACAGGAGUGCAUUUAGAGGGUUAUUGAAAAGAGUUUGUGAUUCAUUUGAAACAUACUGUGAAUAUUUAUGAUUUGAACCUCUGUGUCGUAUUUUGUCUUUAUUUUUAAUUUUGUAAAUGUUUAAUUGAAAAAAAAAGAAAAACUGCUGGAUGCAUUAAUAAUUUAACAGAGGGGAAAGUUUUUUUUGUUUUUUUCCUGCUUUGGAGGAAAUAAAUAAGAAACAAACAUAAUAUUUUGUUUUUUCUGUUUGGGUGACAUCAUAAUAAUCUGCUAUUACACGUUAGCUAGUAAUAUUUUCUGAUUUCUGAAGUCCAAAUUCUCAAAGACCAUCAUUUUAUUCAUUCAUGUGCUUAUGCUGUAGCCUGUAAAUUAAAAAAUCUA
Anoplopoma fimbria (sablefish) is the source of this 6612-nucleotide messenger RNA. RefSeq names its product E3 ubiquitin-protein ligase RBBP6-like. Lineage: Eukaryota; Metazoa; Chordata; Actinopteri; Perciformes; Anoplopomatidae. The record is from RefSeq and is a predicted model, not a curated record. The transcript is spliced from 20 exons. Bases 405 to 5852 code for a protein of 1815 amino acids. Gene Ontology annotation, biological process: mRNA processing; protein ubiquitination; ubiquitin-dependent protein catabolic process. Gene Ontology annotation, cellular component: nucleus. Gene Ontology annotation, molecular function: zinc ion binding; ubiquitin protein ligase activity; nucleic acid binding.